UCCUUUUUCUCUGCCUUCAUUAUUAGUGUUAAAAAAACUUUGAUCAUCGGAUUGGGUGAAACAUCUAACUCCAAUAAAGAUAAAAAUAAAAAUAUUGAAAGUUUGAUUUGAGAAACAAGUGUUAAAGUUUUCUUGAUCCUCUUCUCUCUCUUUUGAUGGGAGUUACUGUUUCCCGGAAAAUUCACUCUUGCCAUGGCUGCUAAACUGUCAUUCAAGGACUCUCUAAAAGCUCUAGAAGCCGAUAUUCAACACGCUAACACUCUAGCUUUGGAUUACCCGCGGGAGAAGGACGGAGCACGUGUUCAGAUGAGAUUAUCAUACAGUCCAGCUGCUCAGUUUUUUCUUUUCCUUGUACAAUGGACUGAUUGUCACCUCGCUGGUUCCCUCGGCUUGCUCAGAGUCCUUAUCUAUAUGACUUAUGCGGAUGGGAAAACCACAAUGUCGGUUUACGAAAGAAAAGCCAGUAUCAGAGAGUUCUACGCUGUUAUAUUCCCAUCCUUGUUGCAACUACAAAGGGGAAUCACAGACCUCGAAGACCGUAAGCAAAAAGAAGUAUGCAGCAUGCGAUACAGAAAGAAGGACGAGGGCAAAAAAUGUGAGCUCUCCGAGAUUGAGAUGGAGAGGGAAGAAGAAUGUGGAAUCUGUAUGGAGAUGAACAGCUUGGUUGUGCUGCCUAACUGUACUCACUCUCUGUGCAUCAAAUGCUAUCGCGAUUGGAGAGGGAGGUCACUGUCAUGCCCUUUCUGUAGAGACAGCCUUAAGAGAGUGGACUCGGGCGAUCUCUGGAUGUUCUUGGAGAACACUGAUACGGCGAAUCCCUCUGUGAUUGCUAGAGAGAAUCAGAGAAGGUUGUUUGUGUACAUAGAGAAGUUACCACUGGUGGUUCCAGAUCAAGCGUUUGCUUCUUCUCCUUACGAUUCUCAUGUGAGGUGAAAGAAGUAAGAGAGGCGUAAACCGGGUCUGGCGAAUCUUUACAUGUAUCUAUUUAUUAGAAGUUAGCAGAAGUAUUUGUAAUCUUGUCUUUUUAAACUCUGCUUCUUUUACCAUAUUUUCUUGGGAAAGUUCCACUUCCUACAUGCUUUUUGUACAUUUGGUUUGUGGUUCCCAUUACGAACAUAAACCCUUUUCUUCAUGAAGUGUUUUUCACAAUCAAA
Messenger RNA from Brassica napus (rape), 1154 nucleotides. Its product is annotated as E3 ubiquitin-protein ligase AIRP2-like. Lineage: Eukaryota; Viridiplantae; Streptophyta; Magnoliopsida; Brassicales; Brassicaceae. The record is from RefSeq and is a predicted model, not a curated record. Gene Ontology annotation, molecular function: ubiquitin protein ligase activity. The transcript is spliced from 5 exons. Gene Ontology annotation, biological process: protein ubiquitination. The coding region runs from base 193 to 933 and encodes 246 amino acids.